Molecule: messenger RNA, 3591 nt
Organism: Pygocentrus nattereri (red-bellied piranha)
Lineage: Eukaryota; Metazoa; Chordata; Actinopteri; Characiformes; Serrasalmidae
Gene: fam110c
Product: family with sequence similarity 110 member C
Exons: 1
Coding region: 170-1300 (376 amino acids)
Source: RefSeq, a predicted model, not a curated record
GCUAAGGGUUAUAACAUGCUGUAACAGGACUGCCUCUCCCACUAUGAGUUUUUUAAUUCUCCGGGCUACAGUUUACAGAGCCGAACGCUGCUUUUAGUCGUAAUGUUGUAGGAACACGACCUGUGUUUUUCAUUUAAGGCUUGUUUUUUUACUACAAAAACUGCUAAAAAUGCUGGACACAUCACGUAUUCUGCAGAAAGGUCCUGAGUACCUGAGGAAGCAGAUGGAGCGGGAGCGAGAGGCCACAGGCCGCAGCGCCGCCGAGCGGUUAGCUGCGACCAAACCUGAGUACAUCCGGAACCAACGGCUGUUAACCUCAGAGACAGUUACCAACCAAGGAUCCCCUGAGAGGAGCCAACAGGCUCCCAACAGCCUACCUAACAUUACCGGAGAAGACCCACCACAAGAGGUGAAUGUUGUGAAGAGAAACAGCAGCAAGAAACGGCCUGACUCGCUUUUACUGUACCGACACAAGGGGGAGCUCCAGAGAGGCUCGCAGGGUGGCAACGGUAAGAAACUAACCAAACAGCCGUUGCUGGCCUCACUUGAAGACAAAACAAGUCAGCAAGAGUUUGAGAAGUCUGACUCUGAGGCUGAUAAUGGCCAAAUGCUAACCAAGGAGGCUGAAGGCAGCGAGAGUAAUCACCAGAAUGUUGCUAGGAAACUGACAGCAGCAGUUACAAGCAAUAGAGAGGAUGUUACUAGGAAACCAACUACAGCGGUUACAACCAACAGAGAGGACGUUGCUAGGAAAAUAACAGCAACAGUUACAAGCAACAGAGAGGACGUUGCUAGGAAACCAACAGCAACAGUUGAGGUAAAGGAUGCUGUUUGGAAACCAAGAACAGUGGAUACAAGCGAUCAGGAAGACUGCAAACCAGCUACAGUAGUGAGAAGCGAGCGAUCCAGCCGCAGAAGCAGGGUGUCACGCUCGCACUCUGACAUCAGCUCACGCUACUCUAGAAACUUCGCCAACUUUGAUGCCUUUUUCAUGUACUGCGGGCUCGACGAUGACAUCAUUGAGUUGAUGGGGCGGGACAAUUUCUGCUCAGGCUCAGAAGGAAUGGAGGAGGAGUUUAUCAGCUCCGGAAUAGUCAGGAGUGUGAGUGUGGUCGCCUCGGACGAUGGCUUUUCGCAGGCCAGCAGUAACCGUAGUGAUGGGCUUCAAGAGGACGAGCUACCAGACAAGAAAACUGGACAAGGCCCAUCGGUCAUAGAGCGCAAUGCUCGGGUUAUUAAGUGGCUAUACAGCUGCAGAAAUGCUACUCAGUCAGGGAAAAUGCUGCGGGAUCUGGAUUAAUUACUCUUGCUCAAAAAUAUGCAUUAUAGCUUCUUCUGUUUGGCCUAUGCUAGAAUGUCUAUGAUUACUUGCCUUAAUAUCUACCUGUUUAUUAGUUAUUCUUAAUAACUUAUAAGUUACUUUAGAUUUACUGGAGCUUUUUUUUUUCAUUCUUGCAGAAAAUCUUUCAUGUCACAUGUUAAAAAAAGCUUAACUAGCAGAGGAGCUAACUGCUCAUUUGUGGAACGCCGCCAUAUUAGAAAGAGGUCAGAUCGCCCCCUGUUGUUUGCAUUCAUUUCUUUGACACGUUUAACAUUCUUUCUUCUCUUUAUACCCUCAAUGUCAUUCAGUAGAAAGUGCCGUCUAUUUAUGACAUCAUUGCCAAACUUUAGAAAGUGUCAUUCUCAAUGACAUCAUUGCCAUUCUAAGGAAAAUGUCUUUUCUCUGUGACAUCAUUGCAGCUCUGCAGAAAAUGUGUUCUCUCAAUAACAUCACUGCCAUUCAACAGAAGGUAUCUUCUAACUGUGGCAUAAUUACCAUUCAGUAGAAACUGUUUUCUUUCUAUGACAUCAUCACCACUCUAUAGACAGUGUUCUAUCUAUGACAUCAUUUAUGUUCUAUAGAAUUUAUUUCUCUCCAAAAAUGUCAAUAUUGUGAAACCAAAGGCAGUUCAAAAUCCUGUGAAUGCAACCGGCAGAGAUCUGCACAUUUCCUCCCCAUAGCUGAGACAUGGCUAACAAAAGGUGGACAGUAUAUCAUACAUUUCAACAUUUAAAACCGCUAAAAUGCAGAAUGCACUAAACAUGCAUUUUUGUUAACAUACAUUUGUCUACCUACAGUAUGUUUGAGUUGGUGAUUUCCCCUUCUUGAAUUAAUUGUUGUCUGUUGGUUUGAUUUGCCAUGUGUUCUGGGACACACUAAGUCAGUGAUGCAUGUUCAUCCAAUAUAUUUUGAGAUACACUGGCGAAUGUCUUCAAUGGAUGAAUGUUUGAGUGUCCAUAUGAUAAUACAUACUCUAACACAUUAAAAUAGUUUAAAAUAUUAUCUAAAAGUUACAAGGGGUUGAUAUGAGACAUACCCAGAAAAUGUUACUCUGAUAUACCUCAGGUCAACUCCUGGAUACUCACUGCACUACACAGUUUCAGGUAUUCUGGUCCAGGCCAUUAGCUCAUUUGAGAACUGACCACUCCAAAAACAUUUGUUUCUUGGUUACUGUUACCACUCGGCCAAGCUUGCAGGCCCAUUGCAACCCACUGUGAAAGAGAAGCUCCCAGAUGAACUCACAGGAGUAUUUCUGAUUUGUCUACAAUGAUUUGUCAAUACUACAUCUUGGAUGGACAUCUAAAGGUACCCACUUACGUUUAUUUGACUGCAUGUAAAUAUCAUGUAUCUAUUCACAUUAAUAUGAUGAACCAAGUGAUAAAAGCUAACUUUGUACCACGUGGUUUGCUCAGUUUACAAACUGCCCUCAGAUUUGUGUUCAGGAAAGCUCAGAGAACUUGUGGACCAAAAUAUGGACACUGGACAUGGACAUUAAUGGGUUAAGAGCAAAUGAAUGAAAUGCCUUUAAUUUAUAAGUCACUCUAAGAUCUAUCAGUACAGUAACUAGUGUUUUUAUUUACAAUGUUUCAUAUUUCUCAGUAUUAUUUAGUUUUUAAGGGCCUUUUUAAAGACAUUCAUGUGUCUAAAUAUGUCAAAAUGAAGUCCAUUUCUCAUUUUUAUGAUAGCUGUAGCACAGAGCUGGAUAACUAACAAACUGAGGCCCACUAGACAGUAAUAUUUGUCUGCCACCUGUGGAACACAGGGGGUCAUACCAGCCUACCUCUGGGUUAUGGAAAAAUAUGGCCCAGAACAAUCAGUGUUUGCUUUCUUAUUGCGUAAUAACUGACAAGGAAGAGACGGACUAGCCCAUAUUUGUUCACACCCACGUGGUUCUACAUAGUCAGUCACUAGGCUUAGUUGGUAUGCAUUGAUAAAACUGGCAAUGUACUGUUUGGUUAGGUAAAUACAAACUUAGCAAAUAAUUUGCUGCUGUUCGUCUUGAACUAUGGAAUACUGUGGAAUACACUUAUCACUGAGGUUCAUAAAGUGGCAAAAAUAAAUGCUGUGGUUAAAUGUAUUAAAUGUACUGAUGAUAUUUUGCCAUAAAAAACCUGUAAAAGGUUGUGUUAAUCAUUUUUGUAAAAAAAAAAACAACUGACUGUUGAAUUGAAGAUCCAUGUAUAUUGGAGUAUAUGUCAUUUCAAGGGCCUGUAUAAUGGAAAACUGCAUUUGCCUCACAUAUUUUUAAAUAAAAGGGUAUGUAAAUGUAA